AUGCGUGCUAACUAUCAGUUGCGUUGCAGAUGUCCUGCGCUUGCUCAGAGCAGAUACCUGUGUUGCCCCACCCCCUGGUUUCCUGCAAUGGUUGUAGUGGCACGUGCUGCUUUUCCCUGUUUUCCACUUUUCUAUGGCACAUGCGCAGAUGCCCCACAUUGGGAAAUGGCUGCGGAGCUGGAGCCUUUGAUGGCGGAGUGGCUGGGACCUGAGGAGGCUGAGGAUGCCGGAGGGCAGGCCACAUCGUUGAGUAAGACUGAAGACUUGCUGGAGACAGUAAAAAAGCUGCAGAAAGAGGGAAGCCUGGAACCCCAGAUUGAGGACCUGAUUCAUCGAAUUAAUGAGCUGCAGCAAGCCCCUUCUUCCUUUUUUGGUCCAGCGAAGAAGAGAUCCAUUGAAGAGCUGGGAGAGGCUCAAGCUCUCCAGGAGGCCAUGCAUCGGGAACUAGAUUCCUUGAAUGAAGAGAAAGGACACCUAGAGGAGGUCCUGUGCAAAAAAAAAGAGGCUCUGAUGCUUCUCCAGAAGCAUUGCCAGGAGAGGGAAAGUGAGACUCAGUGGUUGAAUGCUAAAGAGCAACUGGAGGAUCUGACAAGUCAGCGCAAGGACCUCUGGGAGUUCCAUGUCCUGCAGCAUCGCCUGACCCAGGAGAUCAGCACAAUGGAAUGCAGCAAAGAGCAGCUGCUGCUGGAGAGGACUUUGCUGCGUACCCGGCUGCAGGAAGUGGAGAAGCGGCUGCAGACAGCCAGGGAGGCCCAGAACACCCCUGAGAACUGUGGGCUGAAGUCAGAGCUGAAUAAAUGUGGGGGGCAGUCACAGAGCAUCACGGAAACCCAGAACAACAGGGGAGAGGCUGGCCAAGAGGAGCAGCAUCAUUUGGAGCCAUUGGAAGAGCUGCCAGGGACAAGAAUGCCCUUGCUAGGCCACGAGGACCCACCAGUGCUCACAUCCCUUUAAGGCCUACCAAAAAAUAAAGAUGAUUCCUGGAGUCCACUGAGUCUGUGCAUGUGAAGUUGCUGGAAGGAAGAGGCCCCAGCCAUGUGGUGGGCAGGUAUCCAGGGCAUCUCUGGGUACAACAUCAGCUGGACUUCACUCAUCAGCCAUAGGCAUACAGCAAAUACUCAAUAAAUGCUCCUGAGCAGCCCAGUGAAUGAACGUCAGAUAAUGAGGGUUCACGCCCAGGGGUACAGAAGUAUCAACUCAUCAACAGAGAUCCAAGCCGGCACUCCUGUGGUCCAGAGAAGUCACAGCUCCUCCGCCCCCCAGGUAUUAUUGUUCCCUGCAGGGUCCUUGACAUCUCAGACCGGUUCUUCUCUCCUGUGGUCCCUCUCACAGCUGGGUUCUUGUCCCAAAGAGGCCUUUCAUUGCUGUCCAGACCUCCAGGCCAACAUCCCAUCAGAGCAAGCCUUCAUCUGGAGUGCCCACAGCACUGGGUCUCCUGGAGACUUUGGCAGUCACCACAGUGCUGUUAAUACAGAUUAGAACUGAGGUAGAAAGAAACCAACUGUGAAGACUAGGAAAGGAUCCAGUGGAGGCUGGUCAGGGAAGUGCUCAGAGCAUAGCCCCGGCAGGCAGCCACUGGACAGGAUGAGGCUGGGAAAGUGGGUUUCCUUAGAAGCAGGGCAGGGAUAUAGUAGUUAUUUUUUGUUGCUGUGAUAAAAGACCAUGACUAAAGCAAUUUAUAGAAGAAACAGAUUAUUUGGCCUUACCAUUCCAGAGGGCUAGAGUCCAUAAGGCAGGGACUGAGUGGCAGCAGGUAGCUUGAGCAGGAAGCUGAGAGAUCACAUUUCUACUCAUAUGCAGGAAGCAGAGAACGCAAGUGUGACCAGGAUAUGUGUGGGGCCCCAAUUUGCUCAGGGUCAGAGAAUCUGGGCUUGCUUUACCUGUUGCUGGAGUCCGAAGUCUCUGCUGGUAUCGUCAUCUUAGACCCAUUCAAAAAGGCCAUUCCAUCUUUAUCAUCCUCUGUUCUUUUACUGGGAGGUGUAGCAGCCAUAAGGAGGAGAAGGAUUGCUAUAAUUAUUCCAGCUAUUUGCUUAGUGGAAUGCUGAUUCGGAGCUGCAUAGAGUUAAGCUCUGAACCUCACAUAUUAUUAAGAAGGGGGAACUGUGGAGGUCCAACUUACUCGGGGUCAGAGAAUCUGGGCUUGCUUUACCCAGCAGGGCUGCAUAAGGAGAUGAUUUGGCCAUGGGCUUCUUUAUCAGGUGUUUGGAAGGGUCUAUACUUGGCUGUACAGUGUGCUUU
Peromyscus californicus insignis is the source of this 2238-nucleotide messenger RNA. It is a transcript of the gene Syce1l, whose product is annotated as synaptonemal complex central element protein 1 like. NCBI's taxonomy places the organism in Eukaryota, Metazoa, Chordata, Mammalia, Rodentia, Cricetidae. Gene Ontology annotation, biological process: synaptonemal complex assembly. Gene Ontology annotation, cellular component: synaptonemal complex. The record is from RefSeq and is a predicted model, not a curated record. Bases 1 to 954 code for a protein of 317 amino acids. The transcript is spliced from 11 exons.